Molecule: messenger RNA, 796 nt
Organism: Rhipicephalus sanguineus (brown dog tick)
Lineage: Eukaryota; Metazoa; Arthropoda; Arachnida; Ixodida; Ixodidae
Exons: 2
Coding region: 346-765 (139 amino acids)
Source: RefSeq, a predicted model, not a curated record
GCCGAUCGUCGGCCCCCGAGCUUCUUCUCGGCUCGCCCCUGUCGACCGGGGCUGCACCCGUGGGCCGCGCAGACCGCUAGUGUGCGGCCCCGGCGUCGCGCAGUGCUGCUGCUCGCGACCAGCGUGGCAGCAGGCACGAGGAACAGCAGCAGCUGUUGUGUCUAUGAAACUAGAGCCUUUCCUUUGCUCUUCAAAACAGCGCGGACGUUUAUCGGCGAGCGCACAGCUGCGCCGCAGUCCCUGUUUGCUCGAGGCAGUGCUGCGCACGAGAUCUCGCCGGUACCAAGCGAAAAUGGAGGCGAACCACAGCUGCGGCGGUCGAGCCGCUGCUCAGCACCGGCGUCCAUGAAGCGCAGCGCCCUUUAUGCGAUCGGGGCCUUCCUCGUGGCCCUGUGUGUGGCCGGCAUCUUCUGCGUCAUCUUCGCCGACAUCACCGUCGGCCUUUUCAUUAUCGGCACAGCGUUUACCGUGGCCCUGCUUUUCGGCAUCGUGUGGAUGGGCCGCGCUUGCUACGGCGGGAUGCCGCGCCGUCCGUCACUCAGUACUUCAGUAGAAGACCCUUGUCAGCCGCCGGCAGACUCCCUCAUGGCCAUCGACAUUCCACCCUACCCCGCGCCAUCGGAGAAGGUGUUCCGAGAGGCGCACAACCAAAGGAGCGACUCAAGGGCAGUGCUCUACAAAAGCAGUGACGGGGCCGUAGUCAUAACAAAGCGGCCGCCCGUUCUCAGUGACUCGGACAAUGACUACAGCGGCGUCCAUCUUUAGGAUGCAGAACUCUUGCUGAAAGCGCGAAAUU